Messenger RNA from Aspergillus ochraceoroseus IBT 24754, 537 nucleotides. RefSeq names its product mago nashi family protein. Gene Ontology annotation, biological process: RNA splicing. Bases 1 to 537 code for a protein of 178 amino acids. The transcript has 6 exons. Lineage: Eukaryota; Fungi; Ascomycota; Eurotiomycetes; Eurotiales; Aspergillaceae. The record is from RefSeq and is a predicted model, not a curated record. Gene Ontology annotation, cellular component: nucleus; exon-exon junction complex.
AUGGCAAACCAAAACGAAACCUUUUAUCUCCGCUACUACUCGGGUCACUCUGGGCGGUUUGGACAUGAGUUUCUAGAAUUCGAUUUCCGUACGCUUGGCGAUGGUCGCAGUGCCGCAGUCCGAUAUGCGAACAAUUCGAACUACCGCAAUGACUCUCUCAUCCGCAAAGAGAUGUGUGUGAGCUCGGCGAUGAUCCAGGAAGUGAAGCGCAUCAUCAAGAACAGUGAGAUCAUGAAAGAGGAUGACUCGAAAUGGCCGCAGAAGAACAAGGAUGGACGACAGGAACUGGAAAUCCGACUGGGAAAUGAGCAUAUCUCCUUUGAGACUGCGAAAAUCGGCUCCCUGGUAGAUGUGACCGAGUCUGCCGAUCCGGAAGGUCUUCGUGUAUUCUACUACCUUGUGCAGGAUCUGAAGGCUCUCAUUUUUUCUCUGAUAUCCCUCCACUUUAAGGUAUGUAUAUCUCCGACCACGAUUGUUAGUGCUCUGGUUAACCCUGUUUAUCCGUUCAGAUCAAGCCAAUUUAAAUCAGAAGAUUAG